Drosophila virilis is the source of this 1643-nucleotide messenger RNA. RefSeq lists its product as uncharacterized. Gene Ontology annotation, cellular component: precatalytic spliceosome. NCBI's taxonomy places the organism in Eukaryota, Metazoa, Arthropoda, Insecta, Diptera, Drosophilidae. The record is from RefSeq and is a predicted model, not a curated record. Gene Ontology annotation, molecular function: RNA binding; metal ion binding.
GCAAUGAUAGGUUCAUGAUUAUUAUGACUGUUGUAAAUUUGCGAAAGAGAUAGAAUAGAAGAAUAAUAGAAACAUUUAUGCAUGUAUUUAUAAAUAUUUAAAGCUUGAAUUAAUUGGCUAAUUGGAGUUACUAAACAUUUAAUUUGAUCAAUAAAGCUUUCUGGCAACGUUGCAGCAUCGGCUUAUCGAGCAUCGAUAACAAAUCAGAUGCAACUCAUUAGUAUCGAGUAGAUACGUUUCCCUCUAAUUAUUUGCAGUGCAAGUUUGAGUUUGUCAAUUUGAGUACUGGCUGUUUACAGGCCUUAUUGAGCCAUAUCAAAAUGAUGUCGACUCCUAGAGAUAAGCCGAAGCAAACUGUUAAAGUGGAACCUCAGUCGACGAAUAUCAAGACGCGUGAUAUACGCGUGAUUAAAAAGGAAUUUCUCUGCCAGACACCUCCUUCAUUAGGCUUGUCUGACAAAACGUCAUUGCAACUGAAGCUGGAGAAAGCUGGAAAGGAGCAGGUUGGCAUCAGAAAAGAUCAACCUGACAUUAGUAGGAGGAACAGCAAGAAGCCAGCGGCCCCACGGACACAGUCCGAACUGGAGGAUGGCGAGGUUGACGAUGACGAGGAGCUAUUGCCCGUUUGCCGUUUCCAUCAGCGCAAUAGCUGCACUUGGGGCAACAGCUGCCGCUUCAGGCAUCCGAGAUGCACAGAUCUGGGCAACUAUGUCAUGUUCGAACGCGUUAACUUGCCAGUGGCGUCUUCCUUGUAUGACACCAUGGCCAAUCAUAUUUAUAGUGAGCUGCCGCUGCCGCCUCCGCCAGAUUGGCUUGGCUAUCCGCCGGAGCUUGGGCCAGAACUUGAAAGCUCCUUUCAGAGCAAUUUGCAAAGUCUCAAGAAGAUGAUGCGACAGGCUGGCUAUAAAGUGGGCAACUCGGUUGCGCGCCGUCACAAGCAUCAGCCCUGGGUGGAAUUCAAUGACUUAGACACCGAUCCAUACUACACGCAUCAGCACGAGCUGCCCGAUGAUCAACUUAAGGAACGCUCGCCCCUUCUGGCAACGCGGCUCUACAAGAAUCGUGGGCCCGGCUAUAGCUCAAACCCAAACGAACGCUGCCGAUGGCCAAAUGAACCGGGCAGACAGGUGAGACUCCAAUAUAGCAGCCCCAGUCCCAGCAGCAGCAGCAGCACGCCCGAUUACUCAUCCACAACCAACUCGACGAGCUCUUCGUCUGCGACAACACUGUCACCUGCCUGCAAGCGCAAGCUCUACCGAAAGCUAAAAGCAGCCCAAAGAGAAGUAUCCUAUAUGCCCAAAAAAGGUGGCUAUAGGCCCAGCAGGAAGAAUGUCCCACGUGCUCCACGCAAGGGGCGUAGGUUCAGCAGCAGCAGUUCAUUCUCAGACAGUGAUUCGUCUAGCUACGGCUCCAGCACACACACCUCGGAGCUGAGCUCCUCCUCGAUGGAUAUGCCUAGCGAUAAUAUCGAACAUAAUCCGAAUUCAAAGAAACGACUGAGAGGUAGGGAACCACCGAUAAAAAAGCGCAAGUGCCAGACAGAAAGACUUCUAGAGGUAAACAGAAAAAUCGCUAAGAGAAGAAGAGAUUAAAAUCAGAGAAAAAGUUCCUGAAUAAUCGAAAUAUAAAUUGAAUGAAAGAUA